Prorocentrum cordatum is the source of this 420-nucleotide messenger RNA. The record is from the annotation of a GenBank genome assembly. NCBI's taxonomy places the organism in Eukaryota, Dinophyceae, Prorocentrales, Prorocentraceae.
AUGGGGGCGUGCGAGGACGACGACUCAGAUGACGAGGCCAUGCCCUACUUGAUCCCCGUGUAUCCGAAGCAGGUCGAGUUUACGGUCCAGGUGAGCGGCGAUGUCGUCCAGGCCAACGUGGCAGGCGCGCGGCCGCCGCAGUCCUCGACCGAACCCAGUCUGGAGGAGGCGGCCGCGGGCGCCUUGUGGCGGGACACCACGGCCGCGGAUGCGCCGCGGGAGCCCAUGAAGAUCUGCUGGAAGGCCAAGGAGGGGCGGGGGACGCGGAGCUCGAGAGCUGGCAGAGCAAUCAGGACUGGCAGGGCAGGCUGUCGGACCCCCGGGCCCUCUGCGCGCCGGGUGCCAUGCCGCAGCAGGUGCCGGACGGCACCGACCCCUACGAGGAGGAGUUCGGAUACCCGAAGUGGCCGGAAGAGAUGA